Messenger RNA from Lineus longissimus, 2943 nucleotides. RefSeq lists its product as uncharacterized. NCBI's taxonomy places the organism in Eukaryota, Metazoa, Nemertea, Pilidiophora, Heteronemertea, Lineidae. The coding region runs from base 606 to 2405 and encodes 599 amino acids. The transcript is spliced from 2 exons. The record is from RefSeq and is a predicted model, not a curated record. Gene Ontology annotation, cellular component: plasma membrane. Gene Ontology annotation, molecular function: monoatomic ion channel activity. Gene Ontology annotation, biological process: calcium ion import across plasma membrane.
UGAAGCUUCGCUUACUCAACUCUCAAGGUAUUUACUGUGACCCGAUUUUGAUAACGUUGAAGUGUAGCGUUAUCUUCAAUAUAGGUCUCAUUCUGAUAAUUUAUCUAUCAUAUUGAUGGUAUCAAAUUGUAAACAAUUAAAACACCCCAAAUCUCAUUAUAGGGUGAGAGAUUUCGGUGGGUUGUAACUAAACCCGGUUCGCCCGGAGCGUUCCGAGAAGAACAUGUAUAAACAUUGUAUGCAUAUUCCAUACUUGUCAAAUAGUGCGUUUUGUCUUUACAUAUUCAGCUCGUGUGUCAAUCACUCAGGUCCCUGGGGUAAACUCCUCACGUGGAUGGAUUAGUUCAAACGAACUGGAAUAAGAUUACAAGUGAGAAUAUCAAUCAAUUCAUACUCGACUCUGGUCAGUCGAUUCAUUUAAUACACAGAGUAUCCACGUUCUCUGAGAGAUAAAGGAUUCGACCAUAGGUAAACCAUUUUGGCAAGAACUUGAAAUCCUAAAGUAAUUAGAACUUCUUCAAAAUGAAGUGAAUGCUUGCCCAGUUAAAACGCAAUUGUUGCCCUGACUUAGAUUUUCAGACCUUUUCUAAUAGCUUACUGGAUUAAUGACUGAGAUGUUCAUUAAAAUGUGGUCUCAAACGGUAGUAUCGUCGUUUAUAGCUGACUCUGAUGAGGACCAGGACUGGAGCAAUGCGAAAAGGAAGAAAUGGAAAACUCAAUUGCUCAUUGCGAUAAAGGAAGGAGAUGUUCAAGAAGUUCAAUUGCUGCUCGAUUCCGCGCCAGGUGAGCUGUGUGAUGUCCUUAACGCGCCUCUGACUGAAAAGAUUACUAAACCAACCGGUCGACUGCAUUAUUCGAACCCGGACAGUUUUGGUUCGAAUUGCUUUCGAUUUUCUCUCCCAAUCAUCUUGGCAGCUGUGCACGGUGAUCUCGAGAUUCUAGACCUUCUAUGCCAUAAUGGAGCAAGCAUCUAUACCAAGGAUGUCGAAGGAGAUAAUGUCAUUCAUGCGCUUAUUUGGAUCGCAGCCUUUAACCCGGCAAAGGAAAGAGGACUGAGUCUGAUAUAUCAGAAACUUAUGAAACAGGCAAGGACAGAUGAAAACAAGAAAAUGUUGCUUCUUGUCGAUGAUAAUGACGGUUUACGUCCGAUAGAACUUGCAGCGAAGCUUAGCACGUUUGUGCUGUUAGGGUGUAUCACAGAUACAAUGGGCGUGUACAAAAGUGUUCUGGCAGUUUCCCCAAUAGCCCGGAAGGUCAGGUACGACUUUUCCGAAUAUGAGUCGCGAUCGGGGGAAACGAAAGUUCGAAUUGUGGUGUCGCCACUGAACUUCUUACGGAUGAUACCUGAUGAGGAGAUGGAAAAGGCUGGGGCAAAGGAAAUCUUUGAGGGUCCAGUUAUGACGAAGUGGAUUCAAGUGAAACUCAGACAGAGCCACAGGGUGAUGGUAUUGCCCUUGAUUAAUCUCAUAUUAUGCAUCAUAGGCAUUACCCUAGCGGAUGAAUAUGGCCACAGCAACUACACUUGUCCAGCAAACAGCACCGUCACGGCUUUUAAUGUACACAGUCAAGUGAAAUGGGCUAUAUUCUACACCGGAGUUGUGAUGUCAAUUUUCAACUCUUGUUUAUAUAUAUUGUUCGUUUUGAAAGGGAUGUGUAGUGUCAAGAGAGUUCAUCCCUCCGGUACGAGGCGGGUAAUGCGACCAUGGGCCCUACAAAAAAACAAAGAUGUUGGGAUGGAAAACGGUCGGGUCUUCCAUUUUCUCUGUCUGGCUAAAGCGGUUUUAUUGUCCAUCCACGCUAUUGUCACAUUGACUGUACCGAAUUGGUUUGAGGGAACGUCAGGUGAAGUGAUGCUAAUGAACCGAGUUGUUUUACAAAUACUUCUGUGGAUGUUGGCUCUCUAUUACGUUCAACUUCUACCAUGGAUUGGAUACACUAUCUCCGGAGCCUUGAAGUGCUUCAAAAUAUCUUUCUCAUUUCUUGUCGUAUUUAUCAUAUUUUACGUGUCUGCCUCAGAAGGGCUGCGCUCGAUUGCACGAUAUUUCUGCUUCCCCCAGAUGGGGUAUUCAGAAGACUCCAUCUACACUACGUUCUUGAUAAUGCUGAAUAUGUUCGACAUGAGAGAGCUGGUUACAGCAAGCGCCCACCAUUCGUUACCGAUAAUAUUUAUCCAUGUUUUCAUCGUCGCCGUCCUUGGAAUAAUGUUGUUAAACUACUUGAUUGCUUUAUUCUCUGAAGCUGUUGGAAAUGUAGAAAGACACAGAGCCAUCAUUAAAAACAUUACAAUGUUAAAUGUUGCCAUGGAUUCUAUCUUUGUGCAGAUGGAGUGCUAUGAACUGCUUCCUGAGUGCCUUAGGGCGAAGCCGACUCCUUUCUACAUAGAUAUUGAAGAAUAUACUGUGUAAUAGUAUAAGCUUUGUGUUGUAAUAUAAGGCAUGUGUGAAAAUGGGAUAAUAUCAAAUGAUAACAUAAGAUUAUAGUUGUGAUAAAGUUAACAAACAGCCAGUGAAACGAGCACAAAUUUUAAUAGCUGUCAAACUAACUAAAGUGAACUUAAAAAUACAGUUCAUCACUGACGAACACAAAAUAAAACUAAAGCAGUUAACGAACACAAAAUGCUAUCAAUAAUCAAAGAUGGUUAUAAGGAAGGUAGAACAUGUAUAUGUACAACGAUUUUUGAUAUAACUCUGCAACGAUAGAGAGCUUUCGGGUUGCUUCAGUCAAAAUCAUACAAAAAAGCAAAAGUACAAAUAACGUGCUAUUACAUGUAUUAUCGCGAACGUAUUGCGAACACAAGGCAAAAGUAACACAUUGCAUCCUUUAAACGCUUAGCCACACCGACAUGCUAUUAUCUGUUAUUAAGGCGAGAAGAAAAGUUACGAACUGUUGUGCAAUUAAAACACUUGACCACACAGACAAACAACACAUUUAAUUGAAAGUAAA